This is a messenger RNA of Prorocentrum cordatum, 2298 nucleotides long. NCBI's taxonomy places the organism in Eukaryota, Dinophyceae, Prorocentrales, Prorocentraceae. The record is from the annotation of a GenBank genome assembly.
AUGCCAAGCGGGACGCACCCGCGCCAGCUGGGGUGCCAGACGUACGCCGACCCGAAGGCCGCGAAGGCCGCCGCCCGCGCUCCCCGCGCGCCAGCAGUGGGUGCACCAGCCGCGGGUCAGCCUGACGGCGCGCGGCGAGGCCCGCCCGCUGCGACCGCGGCCAAGUCCAAGGCCGCGCCGGCUGCGGUGUCUGCUGCCCUGGUGCUCGCGAGCGGCGGUGGUCCGGACGGUGAUGGUGAUGCCCUGUUCGAGGCGUCGGCGCCGCUGCCAGCUAGGCUGGCGGCUGCCGCCGAUGAUGCUGCCCAGCUCGCCUGCGCGACGGCGCUGGUGCAGCUCGGAGUGGAGCCAGCAGCUGUGGUGGCGCGGGUGCAGGCGGCCACGGGGGCAGCAGCCGGCGCAGGUGUCGACGGCACAAGCGGCGCCCCCGCAUCCAGCCCAUCACUGCAGCCAGCGUGCGACGGUGCGUCGCAUGGCGGCGACGGUGCGGACGCCAGCGCUGGCGUGGACCUUGCGGGGCCACGUGGCGAUGCUGCAGCGGCAGGCGAGCACAGUGGAGGCGUUGCCUCUGGCGCCGCAUCCCCAGCCCGAUCGCGCCAGGGCUCUGCCUGCGAGGCGCUGGCCAGUCUGGCCAGCGGGUCGGUGCCGCCGACGUCCGAGCCGCCAGCGCCGCCCAGCCUGGCGCCCGAGCAGCAGCGGCUCGCGGCCCCAGCCGACCUGCCGGCGCCGCUGGCCGGGCUGCCCACGUCACCCGCCCCGGUCGCGUUUGGCGAGCUGGCGUCGGCGGCGCUCCAGCAGCCCUGCGACUUGGCAUCGGCGGCGCCAGUGCAGCGCUCCGAUGAUGCAGCUGCUGCGGGUGCGUGCGCGGCGCCAGCCGCGGCUGCGGCGAUCGCCAAGCCCGUCGUCAGGAACGCCGCUGACAUGUUCAGCUGGGCGCACGACUCUCUCCGCGCCCUUGCAUCGGAGCUUGGCAGCGGGGUGCUGUGCGACCUCCGCCGCGCCAUCCACGCCACGACGUACGCGACUGCCUUCUCAGGUAUCGACGCCCCCGGUACAUCGGCGGCAGUGCUCACGGCAACGCUCGAGGACAUGCUUGGCGGCCCUAUCCAGCCCAUGCGCCAUCUGGCGUCGGUGGAGAUCCCAGCAGACGCCAACAGGGAGCUCGCCCGCCAGCCGCACAGCCGCCCCGAGCACAUGUACCAUGACAUCAUGGACUUCUGGGUGCCCGACGUCGCCGCUACAAUUUCACGAUUGGUUAACGCUGGCCGCGCCGUGACGCUCGACGACUUGAGGCCCAUCGUCAAGCGUGGCGGGGCAGUGCGCUCGUUCGCCUGGUGUGCGAGGUGCAAGGCUCACUGUCACCACCUGACGGGGAAAGUCCACUGGGCUGGGGCCCCGUGCCCAGACUGGGCGCCGAUCGGCACCAACGACCGCGAGGCGGGCAAGACCUCGUGCCUGCUCGCAGCGUGGGUGGCCAUGCGCCUCCUGCUGCAAGAAGCGGUGGUGAUCCAUGAGAACUCGCACCAGUUUGAGCUCGGGGUGCUGACCGACAUGCUCGGGCACAUGUAUGUAGUGUCGAGUGUGAUCAUCGAACCAGCCGAGCUCGGCUGGCCUGUCCGGCGCAUGCGCCGCUUCAUGAUCCUUUUGCACAAGACGUUCGUUAUGGACGUGCGGUGCAGCUUUGCCAACCUCGUGCCCUUGUUUCAUCGCACGCUUCGGUGCACGCUGGGGGCGUUCGUCAUGGCCACGCCGGACGAGCUCCUCAUGUCGGAGUUGGAGUGGGCUCGCAGUCGGCCUGGCAGCAUGCGCUACAAAGUGCCCGUGACGCUCGCAGACGUCGAGCCUGGCAGCGAGGCGUUCGUGCAGAGUCUGACCCAGUGGGAGCUGGCUCAGCUCGAAGGGUACCAGAAGAGUACCGUGCCAGGCUGCUGCCACAACCUGGGCCAGAGCUAUCAAGACGGCCGAGGCUGGUCCAGCGCGCCCCAUUUCCUCAGCACCGUGAUCCGCAACCCGCAGCUGAUCUUUUACGAUGCGAUCAAGCGCUGGCUCACGCCGCGUGAGCUUUUGGCCACGCAGGGGUAUCCAGUGCUGCAGCACUUAGCAACGCCUCGUUCUAAUGGGUGUCGUAGCCUGUGCUCGUUUAACUUCGAGCGCGCGGGGCGCACGCGCCAUGGCAUCAUGAUGCAGGCAGGGAAUACGAUGCACUUGCACGUCUGUGGAGUGCACUGGCUGUACGUGCCCACGCGGGUCCAGCGGGGCGACCAGCUUGUUUGGGCCCCAGACGCCUGGGACACCGCAUAG